Cyanistes caeruleus (blue tit) is the source of this 5813-nucleotide messenger RNA. NCBI's taxonomy places the organism in Eukaryota, Metazoa, Chordata, Aves, Passeriformes, Paridae. The record is from RefSeq and is a predicted model, not a curated record.
CUUUCCUUCCUCCUGCUGUUCUCUCCCAGUCUCCCACGCGAUGGGGUAGGUGCUGUUGGUUACAGGGGGUAUAGAUGUGGUUCAGUAGCCCACGGGCAAACAUCAGGACCGUGUUGCAGAACCUCUGAGCCUUCCAAACCCACCACACUGCGAGCAGCCGAUGUCCGUGAGCAGCCCAGGACCUCUCCUCCUCUUCCUCUCUCAGAAACGUGACAGACGCCUGCCCAGGAUGAUGCACAACGAAGGGCAAAGAUUGUUUUGAGAAGGAGGAUGAAUGGAAGGGAAAAAGGCACGUGAGAAGGAUGGCAAGCUGUGCUUCAUGACCACCUCUCGCACCAUGUUUUAUGGGCCGUCCUCCACCAUGGCUCCGCCGUCCAAGAACCGGCUGAAGCGCCAGAGCCGGCUCUUCUCCCAGGUCCUGUACCGCACCCUGAGCUACAAGGACCGCGGCUCGGCCUCCGCCUCCCCGGCCGCCGCCGAGGACGACCCGGCCGAGCUCUCCACCCAGCUCUCAGCCCCUGGCAUCCUGAAAAUCUUCGGGGGCAACAUCUGUGCGGGCACCAACUACAAGAGCGUGCUGGUGACGGGCAGCUCUGGCGCGCGGGAGCUGGUGAAGGAGGCCCUGGAGCGCUACGGGCUGAGCCAGCUCAGCGCUGGGCAGUACGCGCUCUGCGAUGUCAUCGGCCGCUUCCAGGGCCCCGAGAAGCAGUGGCAGACAGAGGGGCUGAGGGUCCUGGGUGACCACGAGAAGCCGCUGCUCAUCCAGGACCUCUGGAAGCCCAGGGAGGGCUUCUCGCGCCGGCUGGAGCUGCGCAGGAGGGCGGAGGUGGAGGAGAUGGCGGCCAGGGACGUGGACACCACCACUGCAGGUCAGAGCUGGGUGUGGGGCAGGGAGAGGGGUUGGGAUGCACCCCCAGACCGGCAGCUUUCACGCGUGGUUUGGGUGCAGGGGGUGGUGCAAGUGGGAGAGUGGCCACAUUUCCACAUUUUAGCUGCAAGGCUCCUGGGAGGCUCCCAGGACGCUGCCCAGCUGAGGUGCAUGGGGGACAGCUGGGGACAGCGAGGGGACAGCUGGGGACAGCGGGAGGCUGCAGCACUCACUGCAUGGCAGGGAGGACGGUCCCUUCUCCCCCGUCCCCGGUUCAUGCUGCGUCUCCUGGCUUGGCAGGACAGCCUGGUUUACCUCCUGAACCGCGAGCAGCACACGGUGGGCCAGAGGACGCAGGCGAGCAAGCCCAGCAUCAGCCUGUCAGCCCCCGACAUCCUGCCCCUGCACUGCACCAUCAGGAAGCUCCGGCCUUCCCGGCAUCGCUCCGAGGAGAAGCUGGUGCUGGAGCCCAUCGCCGGCGCUGCCGUCUCUGUCAACUUCUCGGAGGUGGCCGGGCCGGUGGUGCUGCGGCACGGGGACCUGCUGUCCCUCGGCCUCUGCUACCUGCUCCUCUACAAGGACCCCAUGAAGGCGCAGCCGCUGCCGGCGCAGACCCUGCUGAGGCUGCGAGCCCUGCACCCCGAGGGUCCCCACGUGUGCGGGGCGUGUGGCAGCCUGCUGAAGGACAAGGAGGCUGCCAAGAAGAGGGGCCCCUCGCCCCACGGUGGCCCCAGGACACCCCGCAGGAGGCUGCAGCUGGAGUUCGAGCCGGCGGCCGAGGAUGUGCUCCUGCGGCGCAUCAUGACCCUGAUAGAGCCCGGGGGGGACGACCACAAGCUGACACCCGCCUUCCUGCUCUGCCUCUGCAUCCAGCACUCGGCCACCAACUUUGAGCCAGGAGACUUCGGGCAGCUGCUGCUCAAAGCGGCCAAAAUGAUCCAGAGGACGGUGUGGGAGCGGACGCGGGAGCUGGCUGAGAAGCAGUCUCAGCACCAGGACCCUGCCACCCUGUCCCGCUUCACCAUCACAGACCUUCUCCCAGACCUGCAACACAUCGUCUUCUGGAUGGCCAAUGCCAUCGAGAUCCUCUACUUUGUCCAGCAGAAAUCACCCACCUACAUCCAGAGCAUGGAGGAAGAGCUGGACAUCAAAGGCUCCAAGGAGUCCCUGUUCUCCUCGACCAUCACGGCCAGCGAGGAGGCGAUGACGGUGCUGGAGGAGGUGAUCAUGUACACCUUCCAGCAGUGUGUCUACUACAUCUCCAAGUGUCUGUACGUGUCACUCCCUGCCCUGCUGGAGUGCAACCCCUUCCAGAGUGAGUGCCGGGAGAGCUGGAGGGGGACCCCGCCGCUGCCCGAGGAGCUCCGCAGGGUCGUGCUCAUCUACCAGGCUGUGCUGGAUCUGCUCCACCAGUAUGAAGUGCAUGCCGAGAUCACCUCCCAGAUGUUCGCCUACCUCUUCUUCUUCUCCAACACCCUCCUCUUCAACCAGCUCCUGGAAAAGGGCUCCUCUCUUGGCUGCUACCACUGGUCUCAGGGGGUGAAGCUGCGGGCCAGCAUGAGGCUGCUCCUGGAGUGGCUGCGCAGCGCUGGCUUCGAGCAGCUCUCCCAGCAGUUCUUCGCCAAACUCGCCAGCGUGGCCAACCUGCUGGCCAUGCCCGGCUCCCAGCUGGUGCAGAUGAGCUGGCCAUCCCUGCGAGCCGAGUUCCCCGCGCUGAGCCCUGCGCAGCUGCACCGGGUGCUGAGCCAGUGCCAGGCAGUGAUGGACAUGGGCUGCAUCUCAGCGUGGCAGCCCAGCGAGGAGGAGAGCCCGGCCACCUUCCAGCCCGAUGAGAUGCUGGAGUCCUUUGACAACCACCCACCCAUCAUCCUGCCCAGCGGGGGCUUCAAAGUGGACCUGGAGGUGGAGACGUUGGAUGACAACAUCUACAGACACCUCCUUUACAUCCGCCACUUCCUCUGGAGCCUGCAGAGCAGGAGCCCCCACACCAGCGAGGGGUCAGCCUCAGCACUCCCAAAGAAAGAGGCAUGCACGACGCCGGAGGUGCUGGAGGUGAGCGAGGGCCCGGUGGCCACCCUGGGGAGCCCCAUUGCCCAGGAGGAUUAUCGCUCCCUGGGUGGCUGUGCUGAGCAGGAGGGGAACCCCCAGCUCUGCCUGACCCCCAGCCCCUGCGAGCCCCCCACCGGCGAGCCCCAGCUCCAGGAGAAGCUCAAGCAGCUGCAGCUGGGCAGGAGCCCUGUCCCCAAGGCCGGCACGGCGCCCACAGACUCCUCGUGCCUGCUGACACCACCCACCACCCCCCUGAACUUCGACUCCAUGAGCCCGGGGUCCCCGCAGGGCACUGGCAAAGGGCCGCAGGACCCCCGGAGGAACGGCAUGAACGGCACCAAGGGCAGCACCCCCGAAGGCUGCUCGCCGACCCCCUAUGACUACCCCACGCCGGAGUCUUCCAGCCGCAGCUCUGCCACCGACGACUUCUGCUACGUCUUCGUGGUGGAGCUGGAGAGGGGACCCAUCGGGCUGGGGAUGGGGCUGAUCGACGGCGUGCACACCCCUCUCUGCUCCCCGGGGAUCUACAUCCGCACCCUGAUCGAGGACAGCCCCGCGGCCGCCGACGGCAGGCUCUCCAUCGGGGACCGCAUCCUGGCUGUCAACGGCACCAGCCUCAUCGGGGCAGACUACCAGAGUGCUGUGGACCUCAUCCGCUCCGGAGGGAAGAAGCUGCGGUUUCUGGUUGCCAAGUCGGACAUUGAAAUAGCCAAAAAAAUCAGUUCCAGCUCCUCUUCCUCUUAGUCCUUGUGGUACAAGGAUCCUUCUGCAGCAGCUUGUGGCUACAGCUCUGGUAAAGGCUGACCUCAGGGAGCCUGGAGUGCAAGAGGGAGGACCAGGACUCCACAACAGCUCUCAAUGUGCUUUUGGACACUUUGCCCCUGCACUGCAGCAGAUGAAAGGACAUGCAAGGAUGGUGCACGCUUUUCCUACUGCACAGGCUGGGAGCAUCGUUCCUGAUCCAUUGCCCAGCCCCACCUGAUACCCAGCACCAUCCUUCUCAAGAGUUUUCCUCUUCCUUUCUCCCCUCUGGCAGGGGGAGGGAAGGGAAUGAUCCCACCAUGGGGACUUGUAGGCAGGCUCCUCUGUUCCUCUAGGCUGGCAGCCCUGUGUGAUAUUUUAUGCUGGCAUGCAGAAGGUAUGAAAUACCUUUGGGUUUUGGAGAGAACACGGGGGGCAGGCCUGGGCUGUGCUGUGGCAACCUGAGGUGCUGGCACAUCAGGCUGGAAAAGUGUGCCCAGCUCUGGGGGUGUGAAGGCAGCACAAGCACCCGGGAGUGAGAUCCCACACAGGAUGCAUUGCCAGGAGUUAAUCCCCUGGUGCCAUACACUAGCUCAGGUGCCUUUCUGCUGCUGGGCUAGAGCCCUGCUUCAGGAUGGGAAGCAGCUACAGCAAAGGGCUGACACCACCAGCAGCUCCUGUGAGAGCUCCCUGCAGAGAAGGACUCCCUUGCUCUUGCUCCGCAGAUUUAUUGCCCGGCUCUGGCACCACAAUCCCAGCUGAAGGCUGCCAGGACUGAUGGCAGAAUAUUCCCACAGAGAACUGGUGCCACCAGGAACCGGAGUGACCCAGCAGCACUCGGCACUGCCACCAGCCCAGGCAGACAAAUGACAGCUUGGCACCACGUCCUGCUCCUCCUGCUCCAGCAUCGCCAGCCCAGGCAAGGCCAGCCUGUUCUGUGCCCUGCUCAGAGCAUCUCCCAGGAGCGUGCUGCUGAAAUACCGACAGGUGAUGAUGGACAGCAGAGACUCCCUUUGGGAGGACACUUGUGAAUACCCCAGGAACCGCUCUGCUCCUGCUGCAGACCCCGGUGUGACUCAGCCGAGGGCUCAGCUCCAUCGUGUGGCUGCCCGGGGCCCCGCACAGCCGGCUCCUGCCCGAGUCCUCCCUCUGCUUUUAGCACCAUUAACGGGAUAAACCCGACCUGAUUUCCGCAUAUAGACAGAUACUGAGACCUAGUUUAGCCGAACCCUAUUAAAACAGCCUGCAGCAAAGCCCUCCAUCACACCCUGCCCGGUGCAGGCUCUGGCAGUGGAUCAGAUACUCACAUGGCAUCUCACAACAGUGCUCUGAGGAUUGUGAUGCUAAAACAGGGUUGGCUUUAAUUACGCCUCGCUGCUGCAGUUUUGGUUCCUGUGCUCAGUCUUGCACGUCGUAGGAGAGGAGAGAUGUCAAAACACUCCAUGCAAGGGAAAUGCUCCACUACUGGAUUUCAACACAGCCUGGCCUGCUUUUCUAGGCAAGAAGGACCAGGCACCUUCUCUGAGACACGAGUGCCUUGCUGCUCUGCUGGGCCACGGGGUGCUGCCCCAGCACAGACUGGGAGCAGUGCAUCCUCCUGCUACUGACUCAGCUCUAACAGGCAGGUGAGCAAAGGCUCAGGGCUCCUGGUGAUUCACUUCACUUUCAGUCAAGUAGGUAUGCUGGCCUGUCAUCCUCCACAGAACUUGAAAUGGGCUUCCUAAAGCCCCUGGGCAAACUGCAUGCACUCUUUACUCCCCUCUGCCCCCGAGCCAGGGCUUGGUGGGGAGGUGUGGUUUGCACUAGACAGUGCUGGGGCUGCAUCCUGGCACGUUGCAGCGGUACCAGCGCAACCCACUGAGCACCCCUGGAGCUGGAAAACAGCCCCAGAGCUGUGUGUCGCUCACAGUGCAGUCAAGUAUGGAAACAGACUGUAAAUAAACCCUGCUAUUUACUAGUGUGCAUGAGGGCUGGCUUCUCCCAGGAGGAGCAGUGGGAUGGAUUGACUUCCCUGUGUUAAUACUGUACAGCCAAGAUGUGUAUAAAGCUCUGGUGCAGGUACUGAGCACAGCAUGGCGCCUGUCGGACACAGUGGAUGUUAAGAAAUGCUCUGUGUCAACAAUAAACUGGAUCAAUAAAUCUCUCUAAGCCCUGC